Messenger RNA from Linnemannia hyalina, 1632 nucleotides. The record is from the annotation of a GenBank genome assembly. NCBI's taxonomy places the organism in Eukaryota, Fungi, Mortierellomycota, Mortierellomycetes, Mortierellales, Mortierellaceae.
AUGGAAGACACUUACGGCCGUCUGAUCCUCGAUGUUGGACAAAAGACCGUCAUCAGUACCAGCAAUUGGGUCCUGGGCACGAUUUUGAUUAUUGUGGGAUUGGUGCAGGUGUUCUAUGGAUUCAAGUUCAUCCGGUUGACCCUUGUCCUUACUGGAUUCAUCUCCUGGGCCGUGGUAGCGAUAAUGGUCACAGUCGUCCUCCGCUGGGACCUCGUCUACUUCCUCUUUAAACCCUCCCACUCGUACUUCUGGAUCUGGUUCCUAGCCGGAAUCCUCGGUGCCAUCCUCUCUUUCCGCUACUGGGAUCUCGGUGUUGCCUUCUCGGGCGGCUUUGGAGGGUUCGCGCUCGCCAUGGGGAUCAUUGCGGCCGUCAGUGAUUCUCAUAACAUGACCAAUAUCCCACGGUAUAUCCUCCUAGCGGUUCUGAUUCUGCUUGGAGCCGCGAUCGCGAUCUUUUAUGAACGGUUCUCGAUUAUUUUGGGGACUAGUUUAGGAGGAGCCUUUAUGGUGAUGUUUGGGGUGGAUGAGUUCUUGCAGGCCGGGUACCGUGAGAUGAUUGUCAUUUUUGAUUUCGCGGGGAGAACGCUCCAAUACCGGCCGGACAAGACCGUGUUCAUCAUGAUUGGGUGUUCAUUGGCACUGGCCUGCUUAGGUAUCGCAUGGGAGUUCUGGCAUCAUGCCAAGCCGGUGUUGGUCGAUCGACGGGCGCUGUUUAGAAUUUAUGGUCGGCCGUUUGGAAAGCGCCCACAUAAGUUGGCGGGGCAGAGGUUGAAGAGACGGGUUACAAAGUCGGAUUGGUAUAGUUAUUUGGCGGGCUGUCUUUGUUUGAGGAGACGGACUGCUGAGGAGGUGUUGUAUGGAGAUGAUGAAAGCUAUGAUGAGGCCGCCAACGCCGCCGCCGCCGCUGCCGCCGUCGCUGCAGGAACCACAACUGCAACAACAACGGGACAGGUCAAUGAGGAGGACGAAAAGAGAGGGUCCACAACCUCUGACGGCGGCUUGGAGACCAUCGUCAUCGUCGUCGAUGAGUCCCAUUCCUUAGAAAAACCAACCAUCCUCCCUGGAUCAGAGAUUAUCUACGGUUCAGGAAUCGAAAGCCCCAUCCAUAGCAGCACUUCCUCCUCCUCCUCUUCUUCACACUCAACCCUCACCACCCAAACCGCACCUGUUGAAGUCGUCGUUACAGAGACUUCAGAAUCUGUCGACGAAAACGGUGCCCGGAUCGUCACCACUACUACCACCACCACCACUGCAACGUCGAGCGGAGGAGAACAGCACGAGCAGCAUUAUUCGUCAACGGAGAGCAGGACACAGAACUCUAAGUCAACGUCCUCCCACCUUCACCAGAUGACGGGCGAGAGUAGCAGCAGUCAUGCCCAGAUGACGCGCACAGAGUCGUCGGUUACCUCUUCCUCCUCCCAGUCCUCCCAGUCAGCCCACAUGGCAACAACUACCACCACAGCAGCAGCAGCCAGAUCGAUGGAGACGAGUCAAACUAGCACUAGCAAAACCCUCCUCCAGUCAAUGGCCGCCGCGCACCACUCGUCUAGUUCUAGGACCACAACCACUACUACAACCGACGGAUCAGGAACCAGCACCGUCGUCACAUCCCACUCUUCCUCAUCUCCUUAA